CCGAAGCACGCUAGCUGCUGAAGGUCGACUUCGAGGAACGGAGUGAGCCUGCGGACGUGCAUGGGAUAUGUUUGGACUUGAGCAGGGCAACUAAGGCACAAGGCUGCCAGUGGCCAGCUUGCCAUUUGAUUUGGUAACUAAAUUUCUUCAGAUAAUCUGAAUGGAUAGUAUUAGAGCGACCAUUUCUAAUUUUUUUGGAGGCGAGUUAAGAUCAUAUACUCGUUUUAGUCUAACACGUCAAGCAGAUGGAGAUAUCAGCAGAGUUGAGAUGAAAUCAGCAGACGCCGAAAAUGAUGAGGAAAUGGGAGACGGAAUGCCAGAUGGCAUGCAGACUCUCAUUCGGAAACCUCACAAUAAGUGUAAAGGAAUCAUGAAAACUUUGAUGUUUGCUAUUUUCUUUCCUGUAAUAGGAUUUCUAGUUGGUUAUCUGGCAUUUCGUGGUCAAACAUCAAGAGCAUUGACUGCUGUAACAGUACCAUCUCCAGAACCAACUGUUGUGUAUGAUGAUGGUGACUAUUUAAAUAUGGACUAUGAAGAGGUUUCAGUACUCCAUUUCUCUGAUCUUCAGAAGAUACUACAAAACUCUCUGGCCAGCUCUGAUCUGGAGAGUAAAAUUCGCAAAAUAUCUGAAGAUGGCGAUCAUCAAACUGGUUCCAAUGGUGAUCUGACUAACACUAAAUAUGUCAGAGAAGAAUUCUCGAAGAUGCUUCAGCGGGAAAAUGUCUGGUUUGACACUCACUAUGUCACACUUCAGGUUAACAGCAAAUCUCCGAAUAGAGUCUGGAUUGUUGAUGGUGCAAAUGAGAGAGAAUUGGAGUUAGAAGAGAAAAAUUCAAAUGUAUAUUGUCCAUACAGUGCAAAUGGUACAUUCACGGGCAAACUGGUAUAUGCCAACUAUGGAACGGAAGAUGACUUUAAAGAAUUGCAGAAGCAAGUGAAUGUCAAUGGCACUGUUGUCAUCGUCCGCGUAGGGAAGAUCAGUUUUGCUGAGAAGGUUUUUAAUGCUGAGAAGAUGAAAGCUGGAGGUGUUCUGAUCUAUCCUGAUAGCAGAGAUUAUCAGCUGGAUGGAGAUGUGGCUAUGUUUGGACAUGUUCAUAUGGGCUUGGGUGAUCCUCGGACUCCUGGAUUUCCAUCAUUCAACCAUACGCAGUUCCCUCCAACCAGAUCAUCAGGACUUCCUGGGAUUUUGGCUCAUUCAAUCAGUGCCAACGUUGCCUCUCAUCUUCUCCACCAGCUUGGCGGUGCCGAUGCUCCAGCUAGUUGGCAGGGUAUUGGAACCAAACUUGGACCAGGAUUUGCUGCGAAUGAUGGACAAGUAAAGCUAGAAAUAAAUAAUGUUGAAGAAAUGAGAGAGAUGCAUAAUGUAUUUGGUGUCAUUAAGGGUAACGAAGAAAUGGAUCAUUAUGUUGUGAUUGGUGCUCAGCGUGACUCCUAUGGCCCUGGUGCAGCAGAAUCUGGAGUUGGAACUGCUUUACUGUUGGAGUUGGCAAGAGUCUUUUCCAAGAUGGUUGAAGAUGGAUUCAGACCUAGACGAAGUAUAGUUUUUGCAAGCUGGAGCGGUGGUGAUUUUGGAGCAAUUGGAGCAACGGAAUGGCUGGAGGGAUACAUGUCUGUGUUGCAUUUGAAGAUUUGUGCCUACAUUAGUCUUGACAAGGCAGUGUCUGGAGGAAAUGACUUUAAAAUGUUUGGCAGUUCCAUGAUGCACGCUGUAAUCCGAGACUCUAUUGCUAUGGUAAAGAGCCCCUUAUUUUCAGAGACCAUUUUGAAAAAAGCUCAAGCAAGUAAUAGAAUUUGGGAGGAAGCAGUUUUGACACCAAUUCCUGUGGAUUCCAGUGUUUAUGCAUUCUUGGCAAUUGGUGGAAUCCCAACUGUUGGACUCAGUUUUGUCAAGAACGAUAAUUAUCCAUACAAUACAGACGUGGAUACAGUGGAUACCCUCUUGAAGUUCACUGACAAUAAACUAGAGGCUGUAGGUCGUGCCAUGGCUGAAGUAGUUGGAAUUACAGUAAUUAAAUUAAUUAUUCACCAUCACCUUCCACUUGAUUACUCUAAAUAUGCUAAUGAGAUGGUUGACCACAUCAAUAAAAUUCGAAACUACGCAUCAUUACUGGAGGAACGUGGAUUGACUACGCAGUGGCUGUUUUCAGCACGUGGGGCCUACUACCGUGCUGCGCAUUCUCUGUCUUCUGAAAUCGAUAGUUCUGAUCUGAAUGAUGUUUUGCUCUGCAGAGCCUACAACAAUCGGAUUAUGAGGGUGGAGUACCACUUCCUUUCUCCUUAUGUGUCUAUAACUAGUUGCCCAUAUAGACACCUGCUUUAUGGCAGAGGACACCACACUCUUAGUGGUAUUCUGGAUCAGCUGAUGCUUCUGGAGAAGAUGCCAGACCUUGUUGAUUUCAAUGUGACUCGUAACGACUUGGCAUAUGCUACCUGGACAAUCCAGGGAGCAGCUAAUGCACUUGCUGGAGAAGUAUGGACAAGCAGCAAUGACUACUGAUCUGUGACUUCAAAGGCAUUUAUGAUGGUUUGUCUGUAGGCAUAACAUUCACUCAGAUGCUGAGACAUUAUUGCCUUUGAUACUUGUGGAAUUUAUAAAAUAAGUAUUGAUUAGAAACAAAAUGCAGGAUACUCUCAGCAGAUUAGGUAGUAAAUAUGGAAAAAGAACUACCAACAUUUUAGUUUAAGGACCCUCAUCAAAUUCAUUUAAUUUUCAUUGAUUAGAAACAUUUUGUUAUGCAAAAUUGGAGCUGCAAAAGGUAUUUUUUAUUAGAGGCAAAAGUAUAAAGUUGAAGAGCAAACUUUCUGCAGUACAAGUGAAGAGGCAAUAAUAACUCAGCUUUGUUGUUUGUAACCUCCCACACUUGCUUUACACCUGCUGUAAGCCAUUUUCACAUUAGCCUUUAGAGGGAUGCUUGCAUUGUGAACAGACCUUGUACUUGCAUCACUUUCUCAACACUUAUAAAUUACAAGGGCAAUAGACUGAAUGCUUGGAACAUGGUCUCUCACCAGAUCUUUCUAGCAGCUAGUGUUGGCAAAUUUACAACUUACAUUGGUGUGUUGCAAGAACUGCACCUUGGGAAUCCAGUGAAGCAAGUACUACUUGGGCUAAUGAAAAAGUAGCUUUGCAGUAUAUCCCUCUAAGUGGCUGAUUUGGUGCUGAUUUUCCAUUGUGUAGUGAUGAGCAAAGGAAUACUUAAAAAUUGAAGCAAAUUAUUGGCAAUGCUUGAUAGAAUGGUUUGUGGGGAGUUUAAUGAAUGGUUAACCAUUCAUGAUGGAAAAAAAAGACAAAAAAUGAGUUGAGGCAUGUAAAUUGCAUGGGUUGGAUUGGAGAUACGGUGGAGGUGGUGAAAACAAUUUGAGAUAAGGGCAUAUUACCAGCCAAACUAGGGAUUUACUUCUGUAGUGUUGCACUAUAGUGUGAUAAAACUGUUCCUCGAGGCUAAUUGCAAAUUGAGUCAUUCGAUGCAGGAUAUCAUUGAAGCUAAUGAAAAACAAAAACUGCAGAUGCUGGAAUCUGAAACUAAAACAGAAAUGCUAGAAGAACCCAGCCAGUGAAUGUAACUUCUUUCACCAUUGGAGCACAGAAGCUGCAAGAAUUGAUACGGGCUUUUUCAGAUUAAUUUACCGUGGUACAGAAAAUGCAUUAGCUGUGCAUCAGGCAAUUUCCAUAAUGUUUCCUAAGGGGUGCAGAUUUGUUUGCAGCAGUGGAGGAUUAGAGGGGAAAUGAAGCAAGGAGUGAGAAUUGGUAGAUUGAAUAAGUGCUAAGAGUUGGUGGCAUUGGGGGGUGGAUGUAAACUACUAUUAAUGAUAAGAUGCUUCUGACAUUGGAAAUUUGGAAAAAGAAGAGUAAUGUAGCUUUAAAAACAUGCAAUCUAUUAGGACAGUACUUAAAAUCUACUGGAGAGUAUUUUCUCUAACUGCUUCAUUGAUAAAAUUAAUAAAUUGGAUUAUUCAUACAGUGCGGAUGUUUAUGUAGUGAAAGUAACUGGGAAACUUGAUAAAGAGAUUAGCAAUGUUACUGAGUGAUUGGGAGGACUGAAAUGAGUGAAGAAAAAAUGCAUCACCAGAUCCUGAUGAUGGAAAUUUAAUUUCUAAUAUUGUAUUGUUAAGAGUCAAACACAUCAAAUUUGAACAGUAAUUGUAUAUAAUAUUGCACUUGGAAGUGCUUGGGUGAAUGAAAAAUAACAUUUAUUGGGAAGGGGUUGAGGUAAUUGUUUUUUGCUUCUGGGAUUAAAUGUGAGGAGCAAUCAUUGUUAAGAUUGGAAUCUUGAGUUUGUCACAAUUAACGUGUCACUCUUAACGAGAACACGUGCAGUGAUCGCCCCAACUCCUCUGUAGUUGGCUUUUCUAAUCUAGAGUUUUUAUAUUACACUCCAAAAAUGUAUAUGCCUUUUAAUUCUGUAACUAUGGUACGAUUCAAUAGUUUUUGCAGCUAUUGGAUAUUUAGGUGAGGGGCUACAUACCUGAUUUAGUUGUGCAUCUCCUGACCCAAUUGAGAAUUGUUUAAUCUAGCCCAAGAAUUUUGAAUUGCCAAGAACAGAACCUCAAUUUCCUUGUUUAUUAGCUUGGACUUCAAAAUUAUACUCAAAAUACAAUUGAUGGAACUUGUUUUCUGACUAGAAUUUGUUUUAGAAAUUUUGUCAAGUUUACAUUGAUUUUAAGCUGUUAACAAAUUGUUUGACAUUAGUUACAGUACACCAGCAGUCCUUAUUUUUAUCACAAUUUCCAAAUGAUGGGUAAACCUUUGUUCAUCACUUCUUUUCCAUUGUUAAUUGUUAAAAUGUGCUGUGAAAGGUGUUGUAAAAUGGAUUAAGACUUCUGUCCCAUGCAAAAAUACAUUCUAUUCUCAAAUUUUAGAGGAUACUUUGGGUCAUUUACUGUAGCAAGAUACUAGAUAUAAAGGAUAAUUUGUCAAAGUACAACAUUUGUUGAAGAGCUUAAAUGCAUUUUAAUUGGUACAGUUAGUUUACCUCUUGAGAGUCUGAAUUUUGUAUGGGGCUUGCUGAUGUCUUCAAAACACAGAACUUUGGUGUGGGGAAAAAAAUGUCAAACUUGGCCUAGUUAUCUUAAUCCAUUUAACACCUAUUUGGGUAUUUCACUGUUGCCUGUCUAUCAAAGUAGACUUUUGACCAAAGUGACGGGGCUCGGUGCUUGUAGUUAUAACUUUUUCAAAAUGAUACAUCUAAGAUACAUCCCCAGUUAGGGGAGAGAAAAUCUUAGAUGAUAAAAUUGGCAGUAAAGUGGCCAUGUAACCAUCAGCCAUUUAUUACACAGGUUCUAGAUGUCUGGCACUUGAAGUAACCGCUGAACCCAAUUGUAAUGUCAUUUUAUUUCCACCAGUCAGCACUGAGAUGUUUAUUUUAUUUAUCAGUGACAGAGUUCACUAUAAAUAGUGUGUUUUAUCUUUUUUAAAAUAAGAUAAUUAUCGGAAGCAGUGCCUUCCAUAAUUAUGACGGUUAUACUGUCGUCAACCAGAAAGCAGCAUCUGCUACUAAGAAAUGAAAGCCUAUGACAUUUCUACAAGUUUUAAAACCUCAUUAUCGGGAGCAGUGUCUUCCAUAAUGUCAUAAAAUAAGGUAGUUUUUGCCUACCAAGGUGUAUAUCGGAAGCAGUGUCUUCCAUAUGUUUCACUAAGGUGUAUAAGAAUUAUAGGGAAAUGAGAUUCCCGUAAUUUAACUUUUAUUUGAAUAGUGGUAGGGGCCAUUGUGUGCUUUUGAUCAAUUGCAAUAUGUUUUAUUUGCUUAUGUGUAUUGUAGCUUGUGGUUUGUGUGCUUGUAUCAGGGUCCUCAGUGCCUUGAGAAUAUUUUAAAACAUGUAGCCCCCUUUCUAAUUUUCACUUGGAUAAAUGGAAGCGAGAAAAGAAAUGUAGUGAUCAGUAAGUGGGCAAUAGAAAAUAUAAUUGAAAUCUUUAUAAAUGACUGCUACUUCAUUUGAUUCAUUAUUUGUUGUGAAAACACUAGCAACUGGAAGAGUCAUUUUUGAAGUUCCGCACUGAAUAACUGGGAUUCAAACCCAAACUUGUGUCAGGUGACUAUUGAAGAUGAGUGAGUGGGAUAUUAUAGUUCAAUUUGCUUCCAGUGUUGAAAGUUUUGAACCAAGUCAACCUUCUAUAGUUGGCUCUGUAACUCAAUACUUGAAUAGUAUAGGUCUGUCUUCAAUAAUGGGAAAUGCUCGGCAGGUCAGGCAACAUCUCCAAGAAAAAUGGAUAUUUUGGGUUGAUGACCUUUCAUUGGGAUCUGCAGUAGGUUGAUCCACCAUUUAGUUGAUUGACCAAAUGGUUUACAAAUGUGGCUUGAAUGUUGACCAGUCUCUAGAAACCCAUUCUUUUCUAUAUCGCACUGUGAGCUGUGUCCUAAUAAAUAAUCCUGGACGAUAAAGCAAUAGAAAACUUACCUUUUUGAUCCACACUGAAACUGCGUUUUAGAUGCCUAAACCCUCACAGUGUCACUGCACACACUUGGUAUUCCACAAAUUUGGGUCUGAUAAUCUGUACCUAAAUACUUGUGCUUUGGCAAGCAUUGGUGUGUUUGGUGUAGAUGUAGACUGAAUAGCCUCCUAUGACAUGGAAGUCUGGACAUGGUGACAUAGCCUUUCUAGAGUAUGUACACACACCUCUUGGAGGCGCUAUUGCACUUUAUCAACAUAAUGGUUGGACAUAACAUCUGGUCCAGUUUCUCCCAUUCUUCUGGGAUAACAACAGUCUGUUCAGCUGCCAAAAAAAGUUUUAUGUCAAUAAAACUUUAAUCAUUGUUUAGAGAUUGCCCAUUUACUGAGAUUUGAAAUCCAUUUAUUAUUGGAGUUUGGGUGUCUGUUAUCUUUCAAAUUUCUUUAUAUAAAUGAAUUUCUGAAAUAGGGUUGGAGGUUCUCUGAUUGUUAAGUCCAGCAAACAGUGUUUCGUGAAAAAUAUUUGAAAUAUUCAUUUGUUCUUUUUUUCCCUAAUUUGAAUCUGUACCUAGAACAGGAAAGGGGAUGUUUUGAUUUAUCAAGCAAGUCUAAAACAUUGAAUAAAUGAUUCCUGAGGAUGUACGUUUAAAAGACUAAAGAGAAAAUCUCCACUCAUAAAUUUGAUAUUUCUUUAGCUUCAGUAAUGUUUAUCCAAAAGCACAGAUAAAUGAUUUUCCAGUGAUCUUAGUAAUGUUAAUUAAUCUGUGGGCUAUUUUGUUUGUAUUGCCUUUUUCCACCAAGCCACCUGAUACUGGAUAGGCCUGGCUUUAAUUAUGCUCUUAUUGCACUGUAGUCUGAAAACUUAAUUGUCUCUUGCUCUUUUUAUGCAUGGCACUUGUAUUUUACGCAAAGUCACUUGCAUUGUCUUUUCCCAGAGAUUGCCUAGAUUUAAAAUUUAUCUGCUUUGUGAAUGUUUCAAAUAAAUCUUAAAAGUAUUA
Pristis pectinata (smalltooth sawfish) is the source of this 7382-nucleotide messenger RNA. RefSeq names its product transferrin receptor protein 1-like. Lineage: Eukaryota; Metazoa; Chordata; Chondrichthyes; Rhinopristiformes; Pristidae. The record is from RefSeq and is a predicted model, not a curated record. Gene Ontology annotation, molecular function: carboxypeptidase activity. The coding region runs from base 161 to 2497 and encodes 778 amino acids. The transcript has 20 exons.